AUGAGGGUUAGCGAUGCUCGUUGGGUUUGUCGGUUUAAAAAGUGUAAAGCCAUCAUUGAAAAUUAUGUUGCUAUUGUUGAAACACUUAAGAUCGAAAUUGAGGAUCAAGCUGAUAAGAAUGUGCCUCAAGCAAUAGGAAUUCUUACUUCAAUAGGAAGAAGUGAAUUUAUUGUUUUAGUUUUUAUGCUCCAUGGACCAUGA
Messenger RNA from Macrosiphum euphorbiae (potato aphid), 201 nucleotides. The record is from the annotation of a GenBank genome assembly. NCBI's taxonomy places the organism in Eukaryota, Metazoa, Arthropoda, Insecta, Hemiptera, Aphididae.